GGAGCGGCGAGUCCCUUCGGUAAAGGACGUCGGAGGCCUUUUGGUCUCAACCCGCAUCCGCACCGGAUCAAUUAUUCCCCACUGCGGUGUGUCACUUGGGCUCACCUCACCGGUCACACUCCUAACGAGCGGCUCAAAAAUGCUCUACCCGUGCUUGACGUGAAGUAUAUAUCGCUCCCUUCGUCUGUCGUCUGACAGCAACGUAUUUGUAAAGCGCAGACCUGCCGAUUCUACACACAUCCCUAACACGAGGCACUCGAGUGAGCGUUUGUUUACGUCGCCAUUUCCAAGAAGAACAGAAGACGAACUCGAAAUCACCACGAUCGAGAGGAGAAGAGAGGGACAAGAGACCCUGAAACCUAGCAACACGAGCAAGAGCUUGGGCUGCAGACAUGCGCAUAUGCCGAAGCAAGCGUUCCAAUAUCUCUCCCACCGUCCCGUCAGCCAGUACGCAACCUCAACCUCAGCCUCAAUCUCAACCGAUGUGCUCUGGUUCGGAUUAUGAUUCUGCCGCCGAAAGCCACACUGUCCGCAUAACCAGCAUCGAUAGCUGCAGUGGGUGUGCGUACAUUGGCUGUGACUCUCGCCGGCACGGCUCCCGCGCGGGACGACAUCGUCAUCAUCAGUGCGCCGCAUCCCCAGUUGGAUUGCUGAUUAGUGGAAUGACACAAACAAUGCGGAGUCUUCAGGCCAUGAACGAGCAGGAGAGGAUUGCUAGAGAGCAAACUGAGAGGGGGAAGGAUCCCAAAGAAAUGGAAAGCAGUGACGAUGGGAAGGACUUCGAAUCGACACGGGAUAUGGACGGAGAGAGUGAGACUGGAAGCGAACUUGAGGGGGCUGAUACAGUUUCAAGAAGGAAAUACGAGCAACAUCUGGAGGACAACCCUGGAAAGGACUUGCCUGGCUAUCAGAGUGGUAUGGCAGGCACCUGAGAGAAGUCGAGACGCCCGGCUGUUGACUGAGAGCUGAGCUCGAUUUGUCAACAUUCGUUCAGCCUGUAUAUUGCCGCAUAAGGACCCAGUGUGUGUCCAAGGGCAAACGGUUCCACGUCCCUGCGGUGGAUCGUCCUGUAAAAGGCUUAGAGCAGAUCAAGAUACCCCAUGUACAAGUAACAUGCUUGAAAGAUCGCUGAAACUUUUCA
This is a messenger RNA of Cladophialophora immunda, 1141 nucleotides long. RefSeq lists its product as uncharacterized. The record is from RefSeq and is a predicted model, not a curated record. NCBI's taxonomy places the organism in Eukaryota, Fungi, Ascomycota, Eurotiomycetes, Chaetothyriales, Herpotrichiellaceae. The coding region runs from base 393 to 932 and encodes 179 amino acids. The transcript has a single exon.